AUCUGGCCAGUCUGAAAGAGGAGAGUGAGUAGAGGAGCACCGUUUUAUCUCAUUUUUUUCUGCAGCCCAAGUGCAGAAAAUUUCUCCGUACAUCUUUUUCAACUCUGUUUCUCGCUUUCACCCACGCACCACAACCAAUUUUCUCUGUUCCAGCCACCUCAAUUUACGAAGGGAGACACAAAUAAGGAAAUAAGAUUGCAACGAAUUGAAAUUGAACCCAUUAACGCAACGAUGGAUAUCGACUUGCGUGAUAAGAGGAAUCGUUUUCAAGUGAAUCGAGUCGACUCUACGGUCAACUCCAAUGGUCACUCGCCUGUGCCAAGUCGUGUGGGUGGUGCUGCUGGAGAGGCGACUUUAGUUGGCUACACUCCUGCUGUUGAUGCAGAUGGAAAUGGAAGAUUGUCCCCAUCGGAUGGAAGUUGUGCUUCCCCAGCGAUGCUCAUUUCCCCGACGCAUCAUCGCCACUCUGUCGCUGACCAGGCCCACUUCACACUCAGUGGCAACUAUGACACGAAAUAUGCUAAAAGUUUUCGUCACUUUACGAGAGAAGCCCUCCCAUCACUUGACAACUAUCGAAACAUGAUGUCCAUUCAGGCUGCUUACCGUCCUACGUUGGAUGAGCUACAUGAUUUGACUUUGCAUGGAAAGGAUCAACCCCAAGAAGGAGCCACGAAGGGGGAUGCUCCUGAAUCCGCCGUAAAAUUCGGUUGGGUGAAAGGUGUGUUUGUACGGUGUUUGCUAAAUAUCUGGGGAGUCAUGCUUUUUCUUCGGCUGUCUUGGGUGACGGGCCAAGCUGGAAUCGUUCAAGCCUGGGUCAUUAUUGGACUAGCUUGUGCGGUCACAGGGGUCACUGGUCUUUCUAUGUCGGCCAUCAGCACAAAUGGGCAAAUUAAGGGAGGUGGCACAUACUACAUGAUUUCGCGAUCAUUGGGGCCCGAGUUUGGAGCUAGCAUCGGAUUUAUCUUUGCGGUGGCAAAUGCGGUCGCGGCUGCCAUGUACGUUGUUGGUUUCGCCGAGUCGAUGGUCGAUCUUCUUAAGAGCUUGGGAACAUACGUAGUCCUGGAUGACACAAACAGUGUGCGAAUCAUCGGAAGCGUGGCAAUCGUGGUGUUAACUUGUGUGGUGGUUGUUGGAAUGGAGUGGGAGGCUACAGCACAAGUUGGGUUGCUAAUCAUUCUGUUAGCAGCGAUGGUAGACUUUGUGAUAGGAAGCUUCAUUGGACCAAUAUCUGACGAAGAAUUCAGCAAGGGGUUCGUUGGAUAUAAUGGUUCACUAUUCUUGGAGAACUUGGCCCCUGAUUACAGACUCACCAAGGAAGGCCAGCAAACCUUUUUUUCUGUAUUUUCGAUAUUUUUUCCUGCGGCUACUGGGAUCUUAGCUGGAGCAAAUAUCUCGGGAGAUUUGGCAGAUCCACAAUACAGUAUACCUCUUGGAACGCUCUUGGCUAUUCUUGUGACCACGAUAUCAUACCUUGCCUUUGCCUUGAUAUCCGGGGCAUGUGUUUUGCGUGAAGCGACAGGCAACUUUACAGUUCCUGAGUACCUUGUUAAUGGGUCAAGAGAAGAUCGUUGGUCUUACAUUUCCUCGGGAUUUAACCUGUGCCAGACAAAUAAAUUUAAUGGUACUAUUUAUGUGGGUAACGCCACGGACGCAGAAUGUCAAUGGGGUUUGUUGAAUAGCUUUCAGGUCAUGGAGUUGGUCAGUAUAUCGGGAGGAUUAAUCUAUGCAGGUUGCUUUGCUGCUACCCUCAGUUCUGCCUUGGCAAGCUUGGUUUCUGCUCCGAAGGUCUUUCAGGCAUUAUGCAACGAUAAGCUUUAUCCGUACCUUGAAUUUUUUGGGAAAGGACAGGGAAAAUCGAAUGAGCCAAUAAGAGGAUACGUUCUUACAUUUGUCGUUGCCCUCGCAUUUAUCUUGAUCGCUCAGCUGAAUGUUAUAGCACCGUUGAUCUCAAACUUCUUCCUUGCUGCCUACGCAUUAGUCAAUUUUUCGACUUUCCACGCCUCCUUAAUCAAGCCCGUAGGGUGGAGACCUACUUUUAAGUAUUACAACUUGUGGCUAAGUUUAGUCGGAGGAUUAUUGUGCGUUGCAGUGAUGUUUUUAAUUUCGUGGCAGACCGCAAUAUUGACUAUUGGAGCUGUGGCGUUCCUUUAUUUGAUCGUCGUUUACCGUAAACCAGAGGUCAACUGGGGUUCUUCCACACAAGCACAAACAUAUAAGACGGCGUUAUCUUCAGUUCACCAAUUGAACAAUGUCCAAGAACAUGUGAAAAAUUACAGACCACAAAUUCUUGUUCUCUCUGGGCAUCCAAGUUUCAGACCAAGUCUGGUGGACUUUGGUUACUUGAUUACAAAGCAAAUUUCAUUGCUAGUGUGUGGUCAAAUAGUGAAGAGGCCGUUAAAUAAUCGACAAAGAAAAGCCCUAAUCGACAAGGCGCAAGAUUGGUUUACCUCGAAUAAAUUGAAAGGGUUCUUCAACUUGGUGGAUGACAUGAGCUUUCAAGAAGGUUCAAAAGCAUUGCUUCAAGCGUCAGGCGUCGGUAAAUUGCGCCCAAACGUGUUAUUAAUGGGCUUCAAAAAUAAUUGGAAUACUUGCAACUUUGAGGAAUUGAAUGAAUAUUUCGGAACUAUUCACAAGGCGAUGGACAUGCACUUGGCUGUGACCAUUCUACGAGUCGGUAAUGGGAUGGACUUUAGCAAGAGCGUCAUUUUCGGCGAAGACAUUCCAGCUUCAACCUUACAACCGGACAAUAAAAGCGAAUCCUUGGAUGAGUGUCUGCCUCGCAACCAGUCAUUGUCCCAAAUGUCACAUGCAAGCAGUGGCGAGCUUGGAAGUUGUGAAGCCACACGUACCCUAGCAAAAACAGAAAAUAAGGACGCAAAACUUUCUCCGAAAAAUGUCUACCGGAGUGUACAUGGGGGUGAAAUUCCUCGAGACAUCAUGGAAAGUAUAACCAGGUUUCAGAAAAAACGGAAAGACGGUGUCAUUGAUGUUUGGUGGUUAUACGAUGACGGUGGUCUUACUCUCCUUCUUCCAUACAUAAUCAACACAAGACCAAAUUUUGCAUCAUGCAAACUUCGAGUGUUUGCACUUGCGAAUAAAAAAGACGAGUUUGAUGCGGAACAAAGAAGCAUGGCAGGAUUACUCGCGAAAUUCCGCAUAGACUAUUCUGAUCUGAAAAUUGUGACCGACUAUGCAAAGAAACCUCACGAUACCACUCGAGCGUUAUUUGAGAGUAUUAUUGCCCCAUAUCGAAGAAAAGAAAAACUACCUGGUGAAGAUGAUGGUUGUAUCAUAACUGACACUGAUUUAAUCACGUCAAAAGAUAAAUGCAACAGAUACAUGCGAUUACGUGAUUUGUUGCAAGAAACGUCUCGGUGUUCCGAUUUGGUUGUAAUGACGCUACCGAUGCCAAGAAAAGGAGUAAUUCCAGCCCCACUUUUUAUGUCGUGGAUUGACAUAUUGACCCGUGAUAUGCCUCCAUUUCUUUUAGUUAGAGGAAAUCAGACAUCGGUCCUCACCUUCUACUCUUAAAUGUUCUUUUUACCCCAUUUUAGAUUUUAGUGGAAUGUAUUAUAUAAUUACUGUUGUGAGAAAAUGCUUAAUGUUUUACCUAUAUAUGCAUCUUUAGCUUACAAAUUGCAUCCUUGUUACUCUCCAAAUGUAUAAGCAAGACCUAAGAUCAAUUAUUAUUGUCAAUUUGUGCUUGUAUUUUCUUUGUGAUCUUUCUACAUAUUCCCGGUGAUGAAUUAUAUAUGUAACUUUUUAUUUGUUGAUUCUUAGUGGAACUAUUUACAAAUUAAAUUGUAAGCAUUGCCGUAUGGCCGUAGUGUAUUAUGAAACUGACCAUACAACCGUACGACUUUGAGUAACUGUGUGAGGUCUACAUAUUUUAGAGACUGAAACCGUACCUUACUUAUUUAGAAGCAUGUACUGACAGUACAGAGUUGUAUAUUAACUGAAAGGGAGUCUGUUCUACUAGUUCUGAAUAAUGAACACGGAUACUGGAAUUUUUCUGAAUCUCAAAAUAUUGUUUUUUAACAAAAAAGUUUACGUACUAAUAAAAUAUUAACACAGAUA
Messenger RNA from Folsomia candida, 4077 nucleotides. RefSeq names its product bumetanide-sensitive sodium-(potassium)-chloride cotransporter. Bases 232 to 3531 code for a protein of 1099 amino acids. NCBI's taxonomy places the organism in Eukaryota, Metazoa, Arthropoda, Collembola, Entomobryomorpha, Isotomidae. Gene Ontology annotation, molecular function: sodium:potassium:chloride symporter activity. Gene Ontology annotation, biological process: cell volume homeostasis; sodium ion transmembrane transport; chloride transmembrane transport. The record is from RefSeq and is a predicted model, not a curated record. Gene Ontology annotation, cellular component: membrane. The transcript has 37 exons.